This is a messenger RNA of Crotalus tigris (Tiger rattlesnake), 577 nucleotides long. It is a transcript of the gene LGALS1, whose product is annotated as galectin 1. Lineage: Eukaryota; Metazoa; Chordata; Lepidosauria; Squamata; Viperidae. The transcript is spliced from 4 exons. Gene Ontology annotation, molecular function: laminin binding; carbohydrate binding. The record is from RefSeq and is a predicted model, not a curated record. Bases 104 to 508 code for a protein of 134 amino acids.
UUCCUCAGUUGCAGAGUAUUUAAAAGCAAGGGAGUGGCAUCAUAGUUCCCUUCAUCUCUGAGUAGAAUCUUCUCCGUGAGCUGCAGGAACAAGGAACAGAGCCAUGCCUGGAAUUGUUUGUACUAAUCUGAGCAUUGCACCUGGCCAGAAGGUGUCCGUGAAAGGUGAUGUUCUAUCAGGAGCUAAGAGUUUUGCAAUAAAUAUCGGCAAAGACAAAGAGAGUAUUAUUUUACACUUCAAUGCACGUUUUGAUGCUCAUGGAGACAUCAGAACCAUCGUGUGCAAUUCCAAGAUCAAUGGGCAAUGGGGGAAAGAACUCAGGGAGAGCAACUUCCCUUUCCAGGAGGGUAGCCCUACUGAGAUAUUGUUCACACAUGACAAAAAAGAAGUGACUAUUACAUUGUCUGACAACCAUCAGAUCAAGUUUCCCAAUGACUCUGGUUUGGAAACCAUUGACUUUAUCUGCACAGAAGGAGACUUGUGUUUCAAAAUCCUCUCACUAGUUUAAACAAUCUCCUCCUGUCCUGCUCACUUUUUUUGCUUAAUAAGGCAACAAAAUAAAUGCAACUGAAUUCUG